Messenger RNA from Mya arenaria, 4322 nucleotides. Its product is annotated as acyl-protein thioesterase 1-like. The record is from RefSeq and is a predicted model, not a curated record. Gene Ontology annotation, cellular component: cytoplasm. Gene Ontology annotation, molecular function: carboxylic ester hydrolase activity; palmitoyl-(protein) hydrolase activity. Gene Ontology annotation, biological process: protein depalmitoylation. The coding region runs from base 85 to 834 and encodes 249 amino acids. NCBI's taxonomy places the organism in Eukaryota, Metazoa, Mollusca, Bivalvia, Myida, Myidae. The transcript is spliced from 8 exons.
UUUUGAUGACGUAUUUAACAUUUCCGGUAGUAUUCAGCAUCCCGAUUUCUUCUGUGAAUUAAUUAUCGAAUUAUUGAAAGGUUUAUGCUGAGACAGAUUAGUUCCCAGUCUUUUAUCAGUACAAGACACUUCUUUCCAUUAUUGUUUUGUUCAUGUAUGGGUGGUAGUUCUUCUAAAGCAAUGAGCGGUCAACCAUUUACAGUUGCGGCUCAAGCAUCCAGGAACACAGCAACGCUGAUCUUCCUUCAUGGACUCGGAGAUACUGGUCAAGGCUGGGCAGAGGCAUUUAAACAGCUCAAACUACAGAAUGUCAAAUGUAUAUUUCCUAAUGCAUCUAUAAAUCCAGUUACGUUGAAUUAUGGAAUGAAAAUGCCUUCAUGGUUUGAUAUAAAGGGCUUAAGUAUGGAUAGUCCUGAAGAUGAGGAUGGAAUUAAAGCUGCAUCACAAAUGUUGAACCAUCUGAUAGCCAACGAGGAGAAGGAAGGUAUAUCAUCUGAGAAUGUGUAUGUGGGCGGAUUUUCCCAGGGUGGGGCGGUGGCACUCUACACAGCUCUAACCUCACAGAAGAAGCUGGCCGGCAUUGUGGGGCUUAGUACCUGGCUCCCAUUGAACAAACAAUUUCCUCAGGCUCUAGGGGAGAACCGAGACAUUCCCAUGUUUCAAGGUCAUGGUGAAGACGACCCGUUGGUUCCCCUCAAGUGGGGUGAACUCUCUGGCAAGCUUGUACAGCAAAUGACCUCUAAACACACAUUCAAGACAUAUCCUGGCCUUGGUCAUUCAUCCUGUCAAGAGGAAAUGGAAGAUGUGAAGAACUUUUUCACUUCACAAGGUUGAUGUGAAUCUAAGGUUAGACUCCACUUGAACCAUGAGGCACUCAACAGUGUGGCAUGGUUGAACAUGUAUCAUCUGACAUAAAUCUGAACACAUAUGCCACUUGGCUCAUUAUUAAGUUACUCAAGAGUUUGUGAAUUUAGUGGAAUGUAACCCUACAUAACUACAACUACACUGACUCUGUGGGAUAAUUUCCUGCUUUUGAAAUCACCUUUCAUAUGUGCAGAAGGUAUCAUGGUUUGUUAAGACUUGUAAUUAUUUAAUCUGAUUUGGUUCUCCUUUACAAACUCCAUUUCAAAAAUAUUGUUAUGAUUAUUUUGGGGGUGGGGGGGAUUGUGACUCAAUAAUGACAAUUUUUCAAACUGUUAUAUUGUUACAUGUCGAACAGUUUUGAUAAAAAAAGGACAUACUCAUUUUCACAACACUAUCACAUUUAUACAGAUAAUUGUAAUAAUUAUGUAGGUCGUAUUAAGGGUCAACAUUAAUAAAUUGCUUUAUAAAAUGCUUUGUCGUGUUGGGUCAUAUUCAGCAAUAAAUGAAAUUUUACAUGAGUGUUUUUAGUGGAGUUUCUUUUUGUUUAGAUAGUUAUUUAUUUACUCUAUAAAAACUUUGUUAGAAUUAGGUUUGUUAUGUAAUUGCGAAGUGUUGUUAUGAAGGUGAUUUUUUACUUCCUCAUAAGUUGAUGGUGUGCUUUUUUCAGCAGAAUCUGUUACCACAACUAUUGUUAUUAUCCUAUUUCAAGAAUUGACUUUAAUUUUGAAUAUAAUCUUAUUGACAUUUUAGAAAUGAAAAGGGUGUUCAGAGAUAAUAAUUUUCUAUUAACAUGUGUUUCUGUUUGGUUUUGUGUGCAUGUGUAAUUGAAUGAUAUAUCGUCUUUUAAAGAAGUUUCUUAAUACUGACCUACGCAGAAAAAAUGCUUCUUUUUCACCAGUUUAUUUAUGCAAGAGAAAGAGUUGUCAGUAGUGGACUCAGGACGGUAUGUCAUAAUUGAUUUGAAAUGGAUAUGACAGAAUAUUAUAUUGUUUAGACUGUGGUAAGCCACUUUACUUGGUUCUGUGCACAUCUUCAGGCAGUGGUAUACAACACUGUAGAUAUUGUCUUUUACAUAUGUAAUGUAUAAACACUUGUUUUGAUAUUGGAGGUCCCUUGAAAAUAGAUAUACUAUUUGAACUCAAUAUAUGCUUGUUUGACAGAACAUGUUCCAGACAGUGUUUGGAAUGAUAAGAAUCAAUACAAUGGAACAGGCACAGUGUUUGCUCUGUCACAACUUUUCAUUGUUCUGUAUGUGUGAAAGUCAAAUAGAAAUGUAUUCAUUAAUUAGUCUGAUUUCAUACUGCUUACAAAUUUUAUGCUUCACACAAUAAACUCUUUGAAGAGGCUUUUUAUAGGAGCAAUAGGAAAUUAAUGCAUUGCACGCAAUUCAGAGUCUGAAGCCUUCUUAAUAAAUGAUGAUGUCACUCUUCUAGCUGUUCCAACUUUUCUCUUGACACAGUCCGAACACAUUUUUGUCAGUGUUUCAUUUUUCCUCCCAAAUCUGAAUGUUCUGUUCUGUAUUCCAUGUUUAUGGCAAGCUAUGCCAUCUGUGUUGAACAGCUUAUCAAGCAUGGUAAAGAUCAUAAGACAAAGUAGUAAAGAAUAAAUUUAAAGAAGCACCAUAAAAGUUAGUAAUAGUGUUUCUUUUAGAUAUAGAAAGCAGAUUUAAAGUCUAGUUGUUUUGUUGUUUCUUGUUAUCAUACCCCAGACAAUCGAAGUCUGAGGAGAUAAUUGAAGUCACAAUGUGGUUGGCCGGUCGUUCGUUGGUCUGUUGCAUUUUUUCUUGUCUGGAGCAUAGCUUGAAAACUACUGGAUGGAAUUUAAGUGAGAGGAAAUGCAGUGUACAAGAACCAUAACUCUAUUUCAGCUCAUUACAGCAGAGAAAAUGCAGUGUACAAGAACCAUAACUCUAUUUCAGCUCAUUACAGCAGAGGAAAUGCAGUGUACAAGAACCAUAACUCUAUUUCAGCUCAUUACAGCAGAGGAAAUGCAGUGUACAAGAACCAUAACUCUAUUUCAGCUCAUUACAGAGCUAUUGCCCUUUUGUUACUUGUUUUUGUCCAAAGCAUAGCUUGAAAACUACUGGAUGGAAUUAAUUGAUGGUAAAGCACAAUAAGAGGAAGUGCAGUGUACAAGAACCUUAACUCGACUUCUGCUAAUUACAGAGGUAUUGCCCUUUGUUACUUUUCCUUUUUGAAUGUGUAAAUUCUAAACUACUUUAUGAAUUUUAAGUAAACAGUCCACACUGGUUAAGCAUGACAAGUGGAAAUAUAGUGUACAACAACAGAGUUAGGGCCCCUUUUCAAAGGAAUAGUUUGCCAUUCCUGUGUCCAGGCGAAUAUCGCGGUAUUCCUCACUCCUGUGGCAGCUCUUGUUUUGUCUGAUAUUAAACGGGUUUCCUGAUCUGUCACUAUUUAUAUGUGUAUUGCCCGUACAAAGAAGGCUGUUUUAUGUUUCUUUGUACAUUAAAGCACAAGACAGGAAACAUAUCUACCACUAUUUUUUAAAUCUGAAUCAGCUUUCCUCAUUCAAAAACUAAACAUUACAAUACCUUUUCAUAUAUGCUUAACUUAAACAUUCUGUAAUAAUAACACAGUGAAGUCAUUAUUUACAACGGGAAAUUGGAAAUCUUUUUUAUGCCCAAUUUUUUCAUGCAUUGGAUGAUAUUUGGUGAAGAACAAACAAGCUCAUUUCCUAAUAUGGUUAUGUCAGAACUGUAGGUGCUAGGAUAAUUAUCUUAACCUAUAGAGAAAGAAACUAAUGUGACAGUGAAUUCAAGUAAUGUAAAUUUUUAUUUGACAUAAUUUAAUUACUGUCUUUCAGUAUGGCAUUUAUCUUGUACCAACUGGCCCAAAUGUAUACAUGACUAUUUUACAAGAUAUGUAAGUUAAUUUUUCCCAUUCUUUUUUUCUGAAAAACUAGUGGUUAUUUCGUUUAGCAUGUAACAUUAGUUUAACAGUUCACCUAGUUUUAAAUGUAAUAUUUGAAUUGAUCAAUAUUAUCAAAAGUACUUUUGUAGGUCAUCUGUAUGUUGGUCGACAGAAGGCCAUGCAUUGUCAUUUAGAACAGUUUUGAACAUUUAGGACUUAAACACAAAGGUGUAUUUUUCAGUAUUUGAAUACAUUGUAAUGGUUUUUAUUAGGGUUAUUGUUAUUUAAUAAUGAUUAUUGUUACCUAAAAUCAACUAGUCUGUCCUAAACCUAAAUAUUUUAGCCUAAAGAACUGCAGACCUGUCUGUAUUCACUAUAUUUUCUAUUGUGAUAUAUACACAUGUUAUUGUAUCAAUUCAUAUUCAGCAGCUUAUGAUACCAUAGCUUUUGAGAAGAACAGUAUCACUAUAAUUGGUAGUUGUUUCUAGCUAGAUUUGGUUGAUAUCAUUCUUAGUGUGUACGAAGUUUUGUAUAAUGUCAAUAGUUUGCACCAAAAAAUGUAAAACAAAAUAAAAGAUUUCAAGUUGA